AUGUUGUCUGCACAUCUGUGUUGUUGCUGUCCUCAAUCGCCACCAAUCACACCAUCGGAUGUUAAAGAAUUCUUCGAGUCAAUCAAUCCGAAGAGCGACUUUAACAAUGACGGCGAUGCAUUGGAGACGUACCUAUACGAGAAAUCGCUCAAAGUGCAGCCGAAGGAAGGCGAUAAAAUACCGGACGUGAAGCCGAAACGUUCUCUGCACGUGCUGAAGUCACCAGGUAUCAAACCACCGAAAACGAACCACUACACCAGCCAUCAUCAUGCCGCCACCAGCUAUAGCACCCAGUCGUCGACGGCACCCAGUACGCCGAAAGGUGAUGGAGACGGGUGA
This is a messenger RNA of Cooperia oncophora, 339 nucleotides long. The record is from the annotation of a GenBank genome assembly. Lineage: Eukaryota; Metazoa; Nematoda; Chromadorea; Rhabditida; Trichostrongylidae.